UGCAGUAAUGAUAUUUCUUAUUAUUCAAAAACAAAAAAAAAAGAAACUAUAAAUGAAGCACCAUCGUCGUAUAAAAAACUUCAUAUCAUUUGAGUUUUCUCUACUUGUUGCAACAUGUUGACAUUCAAGAAACAGUGUUUUUUCUUAUUCCAAGCUAUGGUGGGUUGCUUUGGUCCAUCGCCCUUGGAUCCAGGUGAAGGCUUGCGCAGUGGGAAGUGGAUGGUGAAGAAGAGGAAGGCUAUUCCCGGUAUUUUAAGACCUACCUUGCUUAUGCUUAUUUUGCAAAUGUGCACGGUUGAAGCACGAUCUGUGAAUCUUCCUCCAGAUGAAGAUAAAGCUCUACGUGAAAUUACAACACAACUGGGGAAAAAAGAUUGGAAUUUCACAGUAGAACGUUUCAGCAUUAACAAUACAAUCUGGAAGCGACCAGGCUUCGCUCAAAAUUACGAGUACAACAAUAGUGUCCUCUGCGAUUACACAGGCCUGGAUGAAUUUUGCCAUGUUUUUCACAUGUACACUUUCCAAGCUUGCUUCUGUUUGGUGAAAUUACGUUUUAAUACGGUGUAUUUUGGUAAUGAUUGGUAGUAGCUGUCAUGGAUUUUUUCCCACCGUACUU
Hevea brasiliensis (rubber tree) is the source of this 616-nucleotide messenger RNA. RefSeq lists its product as uncharacterized. The coding region runs from base 115 to 585 and encodes 156 amino acids. The record is from RefSeq and is a predicted model, not a curated record. The transcript has 3 exons. NCBI's taxonomy places the organism in Eukaryota, Viridiplantae, Streptophyta, Magnoliopsida, Malpighiales, Euphorbiaceae.